This is a messenger RNA of Dromiciops gliroides (monito del monte), 4046 nucleotides long. RefSeq names its product zinc finger protein 527-like. NCBI's taxonomy places the organism in Eukaryota, Metazoa, Chordata, Mammalia, Microbiotheria, Microbiotheriidae. Gene Ontology annotation, biological process: regulation of transcription by RNA polymerase II. Bases 10 to 1503 code for a protein of 497 amino acids. The record is from RefSeq and is a predicted model, not a curated record. Gene Ontology annotation, molecular function: RNA polymerase II cis-regulatory region sequence-specific DNA binding; DNA-binding transcription factor activity, RNA polymerase II-specific. The transcript has 3 exons.
AAGUGAAGGAUGACUGCUGGGCGAGCACGAGCCUCUUGGGUGUUUCGGGAGUCAGUGACCUUCAAGGAUGUGGCUGUGGACUUCACCUGGGAGGAGUGGGGCUACCUGGGCCCUGCCCAGAAGGAGCUGUACCGGGAGGUGAUGCUGGAGAACUACCGGAACCUGGUCUGCCUGGGCCUCGUGGUGUCUAAACCAGACGUGAUCAGUCACCUGGAGCAAGGUGGGGCACCUUGGUGGCCAGAGGCCGGAGUUCCGCGAAGCAGCCGUGCAGAUUGGGACAGCAGGCCUGAAGUCAAAGAGUCAUCUCCAAAGCUGGACAUUUUUGUAAAAGAAUCAUCCAAUGAGAUACUCACACAGGGUGGUCUCUGUGUCUCUAAAUUGCGAGAUGUCUGGGAAUAUGAUACUAGAUUAGAGAGACAGCUGAGCCAAGAGGAGAGACAUUCUACACAACUAAAACUCGUCCAAAGGAAAACUCUCAAUCAAGGAAGAAGAAAUGAAUAUAAUAAACAUGGGAGAAGUUUUACUCUAGAGCCAGUUCUUUUUCCACAGCAGAAAGAAUUGAUUGAAAAAAGUCUCCAUGAGUAUGACAUGCAGAAGAGCUUCAGACUAUAUUCAGAGCUAAGAAAAUAUAAUAGUAUAUGCUCAAAGAAGAUAUUUUCUGUGUAUAAUAAAUGUGGAAAAUCCUUCAGUUAUAAUGUAGAACUUAUCAAAAAGCGUGGAAUACAUAUUGGAGAAAAAACUUACGAAUGUAAUGAAUGUGGCAAAACUUUCCGUCAGAGCACAGGACUUAUUCAACAUCAUAGAAUUCAUACAGGAGAAAAACCUUAUAAAUGUAAUGAAUGUGGGAAGGCCUUCCGCCAGAGCUCAGGCCUUAUUCAACACCAUAGAAUUCAUACUGGAGAAAAACCUUAUAAAUGCAGUGAAUGUGGAAAGGCCUUCUGCCAAAACUCAGGCCUUACUCAACAUCAGAAAAUUCAUACUGGAGAGAAACCUUAUGAAUGUAAUCAAUGUGGAAAGGCUUUCCUCCGGAAUACUGAAUUGACUGAGCACCAGAUAACUCAUACUGGAGAAAAACCUUACGAAUGUACCGAAUGUGGGAAGGCCUUUUGUCAGAGGGCAGAACUUAGUCGCCAUCACAAAAUUCAUACUGGAGAGAAGCCUUAUAAAUGCAGUGAAUGUGGGAAGGCCUUCCGCCAGAUGACACACCUUAAUCAACAUCAUAAAAUCCAUACUGGAGAGAAACCAUAUGAAUGCAAUCAAUGUGGGAAGACCUUUCGCUACAGCUCGCACCUUACUCGACACCGUAGAACUCAUACAGGGGAGAAACCUUAUGAAUGUUAUGAAUGUGGGAAGGCCUUCCGCAGGAGUUCUCACUUUAUUCGACAUCAGAUAAUUCAUACUGGAGAGAAACCUUAUAAAUGUAGUGAAUGUGGGAAGGCCUUUCGCUGGAGCACAGGGUUUAACCGUCACCAGAGAACUCAUAAUGGAGAGAAACCUUAUUAAUGCAAAGGAUUUGACAAAGUCUGCUACAGUUCAUGCCUUAUUCAGCAGUAGAGAUUCAUCAUGGAGGGAAGUCUUACGAAUGUAAUCCUUAUGGGAAUGCCUUUUCUCAGACCACAGAGCUUAUUUAACAUCAGAUAAUUCAUAAUGGAGAGAAACAUGAGUCUAGUGAAUGUAGGAAACUCUUUUUCCAGCAAAUAAAAUGUAGUAAAUGUCAGAUAAUUAAUCCUGGAGAAAACCUUUAUGAAUGUAGUGAUAGAGGGAAGGCUUUUCUCCAAAGAGAACACCUUAUAAUAAAUCAUAGGUAUAAAGCUAAAAGGGGCUUCUGUGACCAUCUAGCCCAAUCCCCUCUUUACUGAUGAGGAAAAUGAGGCCCAGGGAGAUAAUUUGCCCAAGGUCAUAAUACAGUCUUUUCCUCCUGGGAGUUGGAGGGAAAUCUCUCCAAACACAUAUAGCCCUAGAGUAGGAGAGGUGGGUGGCAUGGUACCUGAAAUGCCCUGAAAUGCUUGAGUCUGGGAUAGCAGCCAGGCUGUUUCAGGCAGCAGCUAACUAGGCAGCCUGAGCUUCCAAAAUGCCCCCCCUUCACAGCUUUAGCGGCCUAGUGUCCUGUCUUGAUCACUCAGCUCAGUCCAAUUUCUAGGAACCAGGGAGGGCUCCAUGCUUCCCUGACACAUCUUCCCUCCAUGCUUGACAGUGGGAAUUUCCUGGACUAGAGGAGGGCCCCACAUUCCUUUGAGGAUCCUGUCUCCUUGAUCCAGCUGACCACAACCUGUCUCAAAUAUUUAGCUUGCCCCACCCUCAAGGAUCACAGAAGCAAAGUCUGGAGCUGGAAAGAACCUUGGAAAUUGUGAGGAUUGAAUGAAAUGGUGCCUAGUACAGUGUCUGGUACAUAAAUGCUGGCUAUUACUAUAGGGUAGUGAAGGGCUUCUAGGUCCUGUCAUAAUUACUACCUGAAGAAAACAGACUGGGAAUAUCGAGGCCGGAGAAGAGAAAGCUCACAGAGGAAAGCAGGAAAUGUCUUGGGAUGUGGAAGGACUAUGUUUGUUGUUUGUCUCUAGAGGUGGGACUAGGAGCAGUCAGGAAAGGUUUAAAAUAAAAUUCAGGCUUGACAUCAUAAGGAAAAACUUGAUGGCAAUUAAGGUGGCAUGCCUUCAAGCACAGUCUUAAUAACAGUUUUAUGGAUGUUUGGGGAGUUACUGUUCAUAUGUAGUCUAAACUGGAUUGCUUCUGUGGUCCUCUUCAGUUCAGGUUCUGUGAUCCUCAUUCUAAGAAUUCAUAGUGGAGAAAAUCCUUAAGAAUGUACUGAAUGUCACUUUUACUCUCUACUCUCAAAUUACUCUUAGGAGAUCCUGUAGAUUUGCAGCUCCACUACUAAUGAAUGAGAACUUGUCUCUUCAUCUCUUUGUGAACGUUGAACUGCUUUGAAUUAUUUUUGCUGAAUUUUACUCGUGUGUGGUGUUGCUUCAAAAUUGUUUGUAUUUGCAUCUUUGAUUAUUAGUGAACCCUCCAUCUGCAUCCUUGAUCCUAUUUUACCCUCUUUGCCAGCCAUAUGCCUUCUCUAUCAUCUCCACUCUUUUCAAUUUAUUUUUAUCUACUGGUUGCUUCCCUACUGGCUACAAACAUAAUCAUGACUCUCCCGCAUUUAAGUACUCUCCCUUGAGCUGUCUAUCACCAAUAGACGUUGUCCUAUAUCACUCCCCUUGUGACUAACCUUGAGACUGCCAAUCUACAAUCUACUGAUCUACAAUCAGUGUUUUCAUUUCCUCCCUUCUUGCUUGCUCCUAAACCUUCUGUACUCUGCCAUUCAACUUCAUCAUUCAACUGAAACUGCUUUCUCCAAAAUCACCAAUGAUCUCUUAAUUGCCAAAUCUAGCGAUCUUUUCUUAUUCUUCAUUGGCACAUUUUACCUUCCUUUCAGGGAGAUAUGUGAGAAUAAUGAAAUACCAUCAAUUCUCUGCAUGAACGUGUGGCCUAAAACAUCUGAUUACUAAAUUGUGGUCCAAAAAUGUAAUGCAAGUAUCUUGCGAUUAAGAACGGCAAUUCUGGGGAAUAUAAGGAAGUAUAGAUAAUGCCAAGUGUAUAAUGAAGAUCCAGGAGAAGAGUGCAUCCUAUUAAUCAGAUGAGAGGAAGACAUAGGAAUGAGAAUGAAUGGGAACUAAGAAUCCUGAUGGAGGACUGGAUUGAAAAGGUGCUGUGGCAUUUUGUAGGUUAAAUUCCAUUUGUUUAAAUGCAAAUCAUUGCAAAGCAAGUUUAAUUGUUUAUAUUGAUGUUCAAGAUUGUUGAUAUAUGGAGGCAGUGGUGUGGAUAGAGAGCUGAUCUCAGAGUUGGGGAGACCAUGGGGCACGGGGCUUCUGGCCACCUGUUGCCUGGGUCAUGCUGCACAAGUCCCAGCUUCUCAGUGCUCCAGACAACAGGUUUCAUGACCAACAUUUGUUGAGAGGUUUUCCUCACUAUACCAGUUAAGUUAAAGUUGAGUAAAAAAAAAUUGUAUGUAAUGUUUUAUUAAAAUAAAUGUUAUGAAUAUGAGGAUUUCAGUGAGCUUUCUU